CUAGCCCUGGGCUGUGUAAAUCCAUUCCUCCCAGUUAUAGCAAGAAAUAAAUUUGGCCUUUCUGCCACUUCCGUCGCUGCUAUUUUGACUGCUCAACAACUAAUAACCGUUGUAUCGAAGCCAAUCAUUGGUUACCUUGCUGAUUAUUUCAACAGGUUAAAAUUAAUGAUUAUUACACUUCUAACGAUACACACUAUUUCUAUUUUUCUCGUUCUUCUAAUUCCUCCUAUGAAAAAGCCUUCGUCAGAACUAUCGUCGACUAAUCUAAUUAAAAAUUGGGAUGAACAAUAUGAUUUAAAAAUCCUAGCAAUUAAGCAUUGCCCGAAUGAUAAAGACAACGCAAUUGGAACUGUUUCUUCAAUGUUAGAAAGUGCGUUAUUCAACAUUCGAAAUAGUAGUUGCUUGGACAUAGUAUGCUUAAAGUUCACCAAAGACAGUGAAAUUUUCUGUUUUGAAAAAGAUACAACAAACAAAGAAUUGAAUAAACUUGUUGAAACAGUAUUAAAUAGUACUUGCUCAGUCCUUUCUACAAAGAACUUUACUACUGAUGAUAAUGAAUCUUAUAACCGGAAGUACUAUUAUCGUUUAUCAUCUGUAAAACCUUCCUUCCAUGAUUUAGAUGCUUAUAAUAGAUUCCCGUGUAUAAUUGUUCUCUCGAAAAAGGAUCAUAACUCUCCUGAGAUUCCUGUCAAAAUAAGUGUCAGUGAUUUCGAAACACUUCAAUUCUGGAUGUUCGCUGCAACAACUUCGGUGGCUAUGAUAUGUUUAAGUUCCAUUUUCACACUUGGUGACAUGGCAUGCUAUGAAAGCGCAGAAAAAUUGGGUCGAGAUUUCGGAAGACAAAGAUUGUUCGGAGGAAUUGGAUGGGGUUUGUUGGCAACAAUUGGUGGGCUAAUAUGUGACUUAACAAACGGCUAUCUUGCUACUUGGAUUCUUAUGGUCGUCCUACAAAUAACCACCAUAUGGAAUGUUUCGAAAUUAGAUCUUAUAAAACCUCAUUUCUCACUAAACAUUUUGAAAGAUAUUGGCAGAAUUCUAAAUUCCAUAGAAUUUCUCGCUUUUGAAUUAGGUGUUUUCUUCAAUGGAAUAGGUGCUGGUGUAGUGUGGUUUUACUUGAUAUGGUUUCUAGCGAGUCUACAAGCAAGCAAAUUACUGUGCGGUUUAGCUUUGUAUGUGGAAUGCUUUAUUGGUGAAAUUCCUUUAAUGUUUGUAUCUGGCUGGAUUUUACAAAAAUUAGGACAUUUUAAUCUUAUUUCAAUUUCACUAUUAUCAUACGCUGUACGAUUCAUGUGGUACAGUUAUCUUCAAAAUCCAUGGCUUGUUCUUCCAAUCGAGAUCUUACAUGGCUUCAACUACGGGACGUUUUUCCCGGCAGUAACAUCUUAUGGAAAACUGAGUGCUAAACCUGGGACAGAAGCAACAACUCUAUCAAUUCUUUUUGCUACACAUGAUGGCUUAGGUAAGUACUGACUUUAAAAAUACAGGUAAGUACUGACUUUAAAAAUACAAACUUAUUUCUAUUUUUAUACUUGUUUUCUAAGGGAAAAGUAAUAUAUUGAAUGAAAUGUGCUAAAUGUAAGCAGUGCCCAUUAAAGUUCAUAUCCACCAGCUUUAACUUAGAAGCGGCUGCAGCUGUAAUUAUUAAAAUAACUCCUAUGCCUGGUAAAGAAGUGACUGUGCGCUAUAAGAUGAGACCAUUUUCAGCACUAUCUG
Messenger RNA from Parasteatoda tepidariorum (common house spider), 1713 nucleotides. RefSeq lists its product as uncharacterized. The record is from RefSeq and is a predicted model, not a curated record. Gene Ontology annotation, cellular component: membrane. NCBI's taxonomy places the organism in Eukaryota, Metazoa, Arthropoda, Arachnida, Araneae, Theridiidae.